Molecule: messenger RNA, 3520 nt
Organism: Eriocheir sinensis (Chinese mitten crab)
Lineage: Eukaryota; Metazoa; Arthropoda; Malacostraca; Decapoda; Varunidae
Exons: 5
Coding region: 1265-3433 (722 amino acids)
Molecular function (GO): protein dimerization activity
Source: RefSeq, a predicted model, not a curated record
UGAAUUUAACAGAGCUGGGACUACCGAUUGACAUUUGGGAUCGGUACUACCGGCGGUAGAUUACUGCUACCGAUACCGAUCAUUCGGUAUUUUGAAGAAACUACCGAAUACCGCUACCGAUCGCAUGAUUGGCAGUCAAUCGGUAUCGGUAGAUUGAAAAAGCGAGCGCGGGACUUUUUUGUUAAGACUUAAGAGAAGACGACCCCGGCAAAAUGAAACGGACAAGUUUCAACACGUUCGAGCGCAUCUAUGGGAAGCAGUUAGCAGGAAAUUCCAGGUAUUACUUUGACGUCAUCACGCUUAGCCAAUCACCGGCCGUUCUGGGCGUUCUCAGCCAAUCAGAGGCAGCCACGACCUAGCAGAUUCUCGCUCCCGCCAAAAGUUUUGGCGGGAGCCCCACUCUUGUUUGGCCUGCCGACGCGAGUAGCCUACACCUACGCUCUAGCUCCUACGCUCUCGACAACGUGCUCAGCCUCAUCGCCUAGUGUUUUAAGUGGCAGUGUUUUUAAGUCCACCGCCGCGGCAGCAACACUUAAUCGUUUUGUGCUUUUAACUUUUCAAGUGAUUUUCCUUUUUUAAACUUUAUUUUACAUUAAAAAAGUUUUGAUCAAGUCAGUGAACUAUUUAAUCAUAUUGUUACGAACCAGAGGUUAGGAUAUGCUGUGUGUUGAGUGAGUGUUUUGUAUGUGGCGCGGCGGGGCCCGUGUGUAGGAGUGUGUGAACCCUGUAAGAGGGACGCGGCAGAGUGAGGCUAGUCACGUAAGCCAGUGUCACGUGUGAGGCAGCGUGGGGGAGAGGUGAGGUGUGGAGGCAGCGUCUCCUUCCCCCUGUGGACUUGAGGACGUGUCCUGGGCAGAGGCCAUGGGAGUGAGGCUCUGUUAGGUUAGGCUCCAAAUUGAUGACACAAACUUAAUCGUACUUGUAAACUCAUUGCUUACUGACUACUUCUAUGGCUUUCAAGCUUUCUAUAACCUCUGUUAGAAUUAAUUUCACACAACACUUCCUGCCAAUCUAUUCUGUGCCAGUGUGCUUACAAACACGCUUACCUUUAUAUUGUCAAAUUGGCUCAGACUUAAGUGAACAGAGUAUAGUCGCCAUCAACAUGAGGAGGUUCCUGACCAGUAGCCCGGUCCCCGGCCCCAGCAGGCAGUCCCAGGCCCAGUAAGAGAGGACCAGCAGCCGCAGCAGCCUCUCGGAUGCCUCAAUCAUCAGUGACCCAGCCGACCCCCUGGAGGACACCAGGAGCCUCUCCAGGGCAUCUUCCAUGUCCACCAGCAGGCUGGACACCUUGGCCAGCAGCGGCGUGGACAUGGUGAGCGCCAGCGGCGAGGAGACCUCCGACUACGAGGAAACCCAGGGAGGGGGACAGGCCUUGAACGCCGAGGAGGAGCUAAAGGGCUCUCUUCACGGCCUUAACGAGUUCUUCAAGUUUUACAAGCUGGAGACCUCCCAGAAGAGCAGCAAGUUCAAGAACAAGAUGCUGCACAAGGGGAUGGCCAGCUGCUACAAGUGUCCCCAGAAGAUAAAGUUCGACAGCGAGUCGAGGGGGAACCUCAAGAAGCACUACAAGACCAAGCACCCCUCCAUGCUGUCGUCUCUGGAGGCAGCCCUGUCCCUCAACAGGUUCAAGCCGACGACCAAGAUAGAGAAGACCCGCCGCCAGAUCACCCUGAAGGAGGCGACGGAUAGGCCCAAGGCUUGGUCGCAGGAGCUGGCCCAGCAGGCGUACGUGGUCUGGUUCGCGGAGGGCCUCAAGCCCCUCUGCGACACCGAGGACGAGUCCACGAGGACCUUCUUGAACUUCCUCAAGCCCGAGUUCAAGAUUCCCUGCAGGAAGACCCUCACCAAGCGGCUCAACAAGUACGCUGUACAGGUCAAGGAUGAGGUCAAGGCCACCCUGCAGAACGUCGACCUUGUGGCCACCACCGCCGACUCCUGGACGUCCCACAGGAGGGCCUUCCUCGGCUGCACGGUGCACUGGAUCGACCCCAUCACUUUGGAGAGGAAGGCAGCAACUCUUGCGUGCAGGGAGCUGAUGGAGAAGCAGACAGGACGAGUUCUGGCAAGGAACCUGUCUGACAUCUUCACGGAGUUCGACAUCAGCAACAAGAUCGCCCACUGCACCACCGACAACGGGCGCAACUACGUGGCAGCCUUCGAGCACUUUGCCGCCGACACCACCACCAGGCCAGAGUUGACAGAGGAGGAGCUUGAGGAGCAGACCGACGAGGCGAUCGUCAACAGCGAGGUCGUCGACGUCUCGGACAUGCUGCGCAACAGGGGGGAUGAUGAGUCACAGCUUCCGCCACAUUUCAGAUGCAGUGCUCACACCCUCAACCUGCUGGCCACGACGGACGUAGCAGAGGUGCCUGAGUGGAACAAGGGGCCCAGGGCUGUCUUCAGGAGGCCUGGGGCCAAGGCCCAGGCCCUGUGGAACCAGCAGAAUAGGUCCUCUGUCUACGCCAACAGGAUCAAGGAGGCUCUGGGUGGCAGAAGGCUCGUCACCCCUGUAGCUACGAGGUGGAACAGCUACUUCAACUCCAUGAAGGCCCUCAUGGAGCUUGUGCUGGAGAAGCAGGACGCCAAGGUUGCCAUCAACCGCAUCCUCACCGACCAGGGCUCCGCCAGCUUCGACAUGAAGGAUGCCGAGAUCAUCAAGGAGUACAUGGACGUGAUGGAGCCUGUUGCCACCUGCCUGGACAGGAUGCAGUCAGACAAGUGGGCCUACAUGGGCAACCUCCUGCCCGACCUGAUGCUCCUCAAGAAGAAGCUCCAGCAGCAGCAGAGCCGCAACCUCAAGCACGCCAAGAAGCUUGUGGACUACCUCCUCGACCAGGACAACCUCACUAAUGGCUUUGCCAACAGAUUUGGUCACCUGUUCGCGGAGGAGCACCUGCUGAUGGCCACCGCCACCCACCCAGCCCACACUCUCCAGGCCAUCCACCGCCUUGCGGAGCAGGACUACACCACCAUCAAGGAGAGGCUUGUCAGGGAGUUGGUCGACAUCGUCAGUCCAACCCCUACGCGGGAGGCAGCUGCUGAUCAGGGUGGCAAUCAGUACUUCUGCUAUGAUGACCUCUAUGGGCCUUCUACUUCCACCACCCCAGCCAACAAAUCUACGCUGGAGGAGGCCAUCAAGCUGGAGGUCAUCAACUGGGCCAGGACCAGGGACCACGUCGUCAGGAAGGAGCAGUUUCCUGCCGGCCACCGCGACGCCUGGGUGAAGUUGUUUGUCAAAUACAACACCUCCCUGCCCAGUUCCGCUGCCGCUGAGAGGUUGUUCAGCACCGCCGGCAACAUCCUCCGCCCCAAGAGGUCCUCCCUGACUGCCAACAACUUUGAGCAGUUGGUGAUGUUGAAGGGCAACAGCGAGCAGUUCAAGACAUUCCUCAAGGAGGACCUCAAGAAGGGCGCCGACACCGACCUGGAGUAGGAGGCUCAAGACUGCUUCAGUUGUAAUUUUUUUUUGUGUUGGGAAGAAAUUUAUUUUGUGAAAGUUAAUAAAUAAUGCUGUAUUGUC